GUUGGACUUUUGACAGCUUGAAGUGCUGAAUGGUGGUAAUCGAAGUGUACUCAGUAGUUCCUGAAACUCGAAGCACUAGCGUGAAGGCGCGCCCCCCCUAGCCCCUUCCUAAUGGCGCCUUCCGUGGGAUCUGCAGCCAGCAUUACGGGCCUCCUCGUAUUUGGGACCACGACUUCGCUUCUUGCUAAGAUUGUGUACGAGCUGCGAGGCGAGGGCUCCGGUGGUGAGGCCAAGUACUUUGUGAAGCCAUGGACGAUGGUGACGGUCAUGUUCCUGGGCAUGAGCCUGAGCCUGCCGCUGGCCUACAUGGAGCAGUGGGCGGAGGAGAAAAAGGCCAAAGCGGAGGGGGCCACCCCUCUCCUGGAAAAGGCGCAUGAGCACUCCGGCACAUGGCGCGAGGUGUUCAUGCUGGGCAUCCCGACGUUCUUCGAUCUCGUUGCCACCAUCCUGAUGAACGUCGGCCUGGUAUCGGUGACUGCCUCCGUGUACCAGAUGCUGCGUGGGGCGGAGAUGCUGUUUGCCGCGCUCUUUGCCGUCGUCUUCCUGGGGCGGAAACUUAACCGCUUCCACUACGGGGGCAUCGCGUGUUGUUUGGUGGGCAUCUCGUUGGUGGGCGUUGCGAGCUUGAUGAGCGGCGAGGGCAGCGCGACGCACCCGGUGACGCCCGCGCAGAUGCUGCUGGGGAUGGGCCUCAUCGUCGCGUCGCAGUCGGUCCAGGCGGCGCAGAUCACGUACGAGGACUUCUUCAUGGCGGACCUCAAUAUUGCGCCCCUCAAGAUCGUCGGAUUUGAGGGCCUGUGGGGCAGCGUGACUAUGCUCUUUGUCAUCCUUCCCAUCGUCUACUUUCUGCCGGGCGCCGAGGGGCAUGGCCUGCACGAGAACACCCUCGACACGCUCUACAUGAUCCGGCACUCGCCCGUCAUCGGCGGCGUGCUGCUCUUCGACAUGUUUGCGCUGCUCAUGUACAACUUCUCCGGCAUGUGCGUCACAGGGCAUCUUGGAGCGGUGUUCCGGACGGUUCUAGAAACGAUGCGCACCCUAUUCGUGUGGCUGGUGGACCUGUUUCUGUUUUACGGCCCUUUGGGGCUCAAGGGCCUCGGCGAAUCGUGGGGCGCCACGUCAUGGAUCCAGGCGGGCGGCUUCGUGGUGCUGGUGUCCGGCACGCUCAUCUACUCCCGGGGCGACGACGAGGACAUGACGGCACACCCGCCGGAGGAAGCGCCCGCGGUCGUGGCGGAGCCGGAGCAGCCCGCUGACGUCAUCAGGCCCGUGCCCAAGGCGCCGUCCACCGCGAGGCAACGGCCAAGUGCUGCACGCGCAGAGCCGAUUGCGAUGUCGCCUGGAACAUCGUUUUACAAGAGUUCCAUGAGCUUGGCUUCCUUCUCCCCCUUGUCUUCGUCCGUCUCGCGGUCGUACGCGUUGAGUUCCUCGCACAGGGGAGCCGCUCAGAUGAGCGUCUCGCACGCUAGUCCGCACACAAGCAGCAAUGUAUGAAGAAACUGCCGCCCUGCAUUCGGUAAUUAGUAAUUUGUCUUAGUACUUUCUGACAAUAGUCCAGCUGCAUGCGGCAAUAAAUACUCUGGGCAUUGCUUUACAAUUGUCGUGGCAAUUCUCAAAUGUGUUGCGAGACGUUUGGCCACCAUUAGGCCAUUUUGCUGGUCAACCAAUGUGGUUAAACAAGGUGUGGAACCGUCAGCAAGAGCCCACCGUCAUCAUAUGCCCCCCGGUGCAUCUCGUACAGAAACAUCCGC
Molecule: messenger RNA, 1751 nt
Organism: Klebsormidium nitens
Lineage: Eukaryota; Viridiplantae; Streptophyta; Klebsormidiophyceae; Klebsormidiales; Klebsormidiaceae
Source: the annotation of a GenBank genome assembly